Cuscuta epithymum is the source of this 2635-nucleotide messenger RNA. Lineage: Eukaryota; Viridiplantae; Streptophyta; Magnoliopsida; Solanales; Convolvulaceae. The record is from the annotation of a GenBank genome assembly.
GUCCUUUUGAAGCAAACUGAGGAGCAAGAAAAUAAUGACAAGGAUCCCAAGCAAUGGAAUUCCUUAUUUCGAGACAACCGAGCCCCUGCCAAUGGCCUAAAGCUUGAGUAUUUCCCUCCAACGGGGGAAAAACUAGAUUUCUCACAUCUACAGGUGCCUACACUUGUGGAGGUCUGGGGCUACUGCUUAGUUGGUCACUUUUCUGGGAGAUUCCCGGGUUUGAAGGCCAUCCAUGUUAUGACCAGAAAAUGGGGGGUGGAGGUCGAUGUAAAAUCCCAUAGUAAAGGAUGGGUUAUUUUCAAAUUUAAAACCGAGGAGGACCGUGUUCAUGUUCUGGCCGAGGGCCCAUAUGUCCUGCAUGGAAAGACCAUGUUCCUGAAGGAACUCUCCGAAGACUUCUCAACCAAUAGUGAGGAAUUUCUUAAAGUACCGAUUUGGGUUAAAUUUCCCAAAUUAUCUAUGAGAUUGUGGAAAGCAAAAGAGAUGGGGACGAUUGCUUCACAAGUGGGCGUUCCUAUUACUGCUGAUAAAGUUACACAGGACACUGUGUAUACUCACUUUGCCCGAGUGCUCAUUGAAAUUGAUGUUACGAAACCUCCGGUGAUGCAAUUUCCUAUUGUCCCUCCUUCGGGAAAGGAAUAUAUGCAACAAAUAAUUUAUGAAACUUAUCCGGAAUACUGCUUUCACUGUAAGAAGUAUGGCCACCAUCCCUUCUCAAGCCUUGUACUUAAUCCUCCAAAAGGGAAAGCUAAACAAGUCUCGGCCAAUGAAAAGGGAAAAGAAAUUGUGCUUGUUGAUGAGCCUCCUUUUGUGGAGGUAAAUAGGAAUAAAAAGAAAACUGCAUAUGUGAGGAAGGAAGCUCCUGCCAAAGACGUUGCCUCAACUUCUAAAACAGUUGGACCAAAGCUACAACCACAGCGCAAGGAAGCACCCCAUAUUGCUAACAAGGAACUGGACAAUGUUCCUAGCAAACUGCCAGUUAAACUCCCUGCCAUGGCUGCUGGAUCCGCGACUACUAUGGCAAUUCCACCUCCUAAUGUUGAUGUGUUUGAGUGGGAAGGGCGCCGAGUUGUAAGUGUGCAUGAAAUUGAACUUGAUGACGUGGUUAACAAGUUUGUUACCAAAGAGGAUGGUGCGCACGAAGCCUUCGUCAAAAAGCGGCACCAAAUUAAAAGCUAUAUUCCAGUGACUAGGCUUGGAAGGAACCUCCAAAAAGAGACUAACCCGGAUCUCCCUGCCAUGGCAUUCACGGACCCUUGCUUGGUCGCCCUUCCCGGAGUGAAGCGCACUAGAACAUGGUAUGCAUUCAAUUUAAGUAUUUUUUUCCUUAAUGUUGCGUGUUUCUUUGAUGUCCAGGCCAACCAAAACUUGGAUUUCUUGCGAACUAAAGAGCAACUUGCCAUUCAAGAAGCUGCCAACCUACUGCCUCCCGCUGCAUAUGAAGAAAACCGAGGGGACCAGUCCUUUAAUGGGGGCAAAGGCUACUUAGUUACAAACAUGUAUGAGAUGGGCAUUGACGAUGUUGUAACCAUGGUCAUUUUAAAUGAGAAAAGCAAGACUGUUGCGUAGGGAUGGCAAUGGGGCGGGGUUGGGGCGGGGGUUCACUCCCCCAUCCCCCGCCCCGUGUCUAAAAAAUCGCCCCCGCCCCCGCCCCAUCCCCCACUACUAUUCGACCCGCCCCAUCCCCCGCCCCGACCCGCUAGACCCACGGGUACUCAACGGGGAAGUACUCGUAAAAAAUUAACAUCAUUUUAGACUCUGACAAUUUUUCAAAAAUUUAACAACACUUCUAGUAGCCAAUUUUUUUUUUUUUUUUUUACUUUUUAAGUGUCAAUGUAAUCUUACAUCCCAUUUCAAAUCUAGAACACAUUAUACGCGUUCUAAAUUAGUAAUUUUUAUCAAACUCUAAAUUAGCAUUGAUUAGCUCUAUAAUAUUUUCUUAAACCCUGCAUUCAAUCAAUCAUAGUCAUUUGACGGCAUCUAGGACGACAUGUGAUCACCAAAUUUUAAGAGCCCUAACUACAAUCAUAAAGAUGACAUUCAAAAGAAAAGAAUUAAUGCAUUAUAAUAGUAAAGGAAAAAAACUUUCACACCGUGCCUGAGGCGUUUAAGCUAAUAUCACUUUAUAACUUUCCCAAAUUCAUUUUAUUUUAUCUCUAAAAAAAUCAUUUUACUUUAUGAUUUUGAUAAGCAAUUUUACAAGAUAGCUUAGUUAUUAAACAAGAAUUAGAUAGAUCCAUUACGCACAAUCCAUUAGAUAGGAAACCACUAAACCCACCGGGCCACCAUGCUAUUUUAAUUACUUCGUAUUAGUAUUACUAUUAUUAUUAGUAUUAUUAUUGAGAUUAUUAUUAUUAAUUAUUACGGGGGGACGGGGCGGGGACGGUGCGGGGGGUGCAUAACCCAUCACCCGCCCCAUAUUUAUGCGGGGAGAAAAUAUCUCCCCCACCCCACCACCCGCCCCACCCCACCACCCGCCCCAACUCCCCCCCACGGGGCGGUUCCCCACGGGCCCCCGCCCCCAUUGCCAUCCUUACUGUUGCGUAUGCUUGGGCACCAGACGAAGUUCCUGAAGGAGUGGUCACAGUCAAGCUAGGGUCAAAACUGGAACCAGUCUACUUUGAUGAAUCCGGAG